GCACGCGCCGCCCAUCGCUGACAGCGGCCCGCGGCACCUGGAGCGCCGCGCUAGCGAGCCGCCCAGAGCCGCCAGCACCCCGCCGGGGGAGAGGAGGCUCGCAGCGCCCAGUCCCGAGGAAGGCGUUUCAGGUUGUCUUGCUGGAGAUCAGCGAUGCCUUAGCCUCCUGUUCCAGAACGCCUGCCUGAUCCCACCCAGCUGCUGGUAGGUGAUACUCGGAUGCUGUUGCCUCUCAUCGAGUUUCUGACGGACGGAAGGAAACCAAGCUGCGUCUCUGACUGGUCCAGAGAGGAGGUGCGUGUAGGAAUGCCGCUGUAGGCAUGAGAGACCUAUCUGGCAAGUAAUGCAGCAUCCCGAGAGACUCUUCUUGACAUCAUCCCGCAGACCAGCACUUUCUCCAGGCGAAGGGCGCUUAGGAUUUUGCUCUCAGCCACCUCAAACCUUGGCCUAGCUAAAGAAGACUUCUGCUGCAGACCUGCACGAGCUAUCAUUUCAUUUCAGUUUUUGCUUUUUUUUUUUUGGAUCCUCUGGGCCAUAGUCACUGUUGUUCAGCUUUGAGAAUUUUAAGCCAGAUUGGUUCCUGUCGUUUCUGUGUUCGCUUUUCAAAAUGAUCGACUUAAGCUUCCUGACGGAGGAGGAGCAAGAAGCCAUCAUGAAGGUUCUGCAGCGGGAUGCUGCCCUGAAGAGGACUGAAGAAGAGAGAGUCAGACAUUUGCCUGAAAAAAUUAAGGAUGACCAGCAGCUGAAGAACAUGAGUGGCCAGUGGUUUUACGAAGCCAAGGCCAAAAGGCACAGAGACAAAAUCCACGGUGCAGAUAUCAUCAGAGCAUCCAUGAGAAAGAAGAGGCACCAGGUAGCAGCCGAGCAGAGUAAGGACAGAGAAAAUGGGGCAAAGGAAAGCUGGGUGAAUAACAUCAACAAAGACGCCUUCCCGCCCCCAGAGCUGAGCGGCGUUGUGCAAGAGCCCGGAGAAGACGUAGCCCCCGCAAGCCCCAGUUCCAGUGCGGUAAAUCCAGCUUCCACCGUGAUUGAUACAUCCCAGGAAAACACAAGGAAGUCAGAUGCGUCUCCAACCAAGCAAAGGAAGAAUCCGUUUAAUAGCUCCAUGUUGCCGGAAGAUCACUUAUCUCAACAAACCAAAAACGAGCAGUCACACAAUGGAAGGGCUGGUUUCUUUCAGACUUCAGAAAAGGAGUCCAAAGAAAAAUCAUCUCGCCUGGAUAUUUCAAGUCAAAAGUUAGAGAAACCAGAGCCGACUCUACCAGGCCCUGAGAAAGGGUCCCAAAUCAAGCCUCCAAUCCCCAAAGCCAGGAGAAUGAUGUACAAAUCACCUGACCUAAAGCAAGAUGAUAAGCAGUCCCUUCCUAGACAAAGGACAGACUCCCUGAACACAAGAGGGCCUCCGCGAGGGAUCCUGAAACGCAACUCCAGUUCCAGCAGCACAGAUUCAGAAACUGUUCGUUUCCAUCAGAGCUUUGAACCCAAAAGCAAAAUCGUGUCCCCUGGCCUAACCAUCCAUGAGAGGAUUUCUGAGAAGGAGUGUUCUUUAGAGGAUGACUCCUCCUCAAACUCGCUGGAGCCAUUAAAGCACGUGAGAUUCUCUGCGCUGGAAGAUGGACACCCACAGAGUCCAGAGCUAGUCCGUGGCCGUGAGGUGGGAGAAUUUGGUGUUUUAGAAUCUGACACGUUGAAGAAUGGAACAGAAGAUGCUGGGGACGCAGAUGAGUUUUGGAAGGACCCUAAGCCCUCGCAGGACAGAAAGCCUUUGCCUUUUCAGCCCCCAGCCGCAAGCCCAAGUGCAUCAAAAAGUGACACACAUCAGCCAACAACUUCUGGUUCUUUUCCAGUUAAUGAGCACCAUUCUCCCAAAGAAGUUCUCACUGCAAGACCACAGUCCACUGAGAAUCCACACACCCUUGGUGAACACAAAGCUAACUCAUCAGAAUUGUUAAGGCUUGAGUCAACAUUGUCGCAAAACCCUGCUGAUGAACUGUCUCACACUGAGCCUGAGCCUUCUCAGGUGCCAGAUCACAGUUCUAGAGACCAUCAGCAAGGUAAGCCCCCUCCUCUCAAGGCCCUAAAAGCUAAGACGUCCUCACGCUCUGGUCCAUAUGCCACUGAGAUGAGGAAGACAACUGAUGAUUCCAUAUCUAAAGUCCUAGACUGGUUUAACCGAAGUUCUCAUUCAGAAGACAGUAAGUCAUCUCUCCAACAUCCCCGAGAAACAGAGCCCAAAGGAGAAACAAACUCAAAGUCACAGAUUGUGGUUGCCUUGGAGACAGAUGAUAGCAGUCAAAAAGAAAAUGGCUCAAAGGCUCUAUUAUCCACCAAAGUGAAAUUGACACCUGUGGUAUCUGAUUCAGCAUUUCAGAUGGAGGAAAAUAUGCUGCCUUCUGAAAAUUGCCAGGACCACAAGGUGAAUGUCAAACCCAAAUCUAUUAAUUUGUCCCAACAAGACAAGGAACAUCCAGGCAUACUGCAACCGUUUGAAAUCUAUAGUCCAAAUCAAGAGAGUAAAACUGUGGACUAUAGCCAAGGUUCAAAAAACAUAGAAGGAACUGGGGUACUUCCUCCAACCCGUAACUAUUCUCACAGUGUUCACAAAGGAUCUCAUGCAGAAGGCCAGGCUUCAUGCCACAUUAAGGAUGUUGACAGCUUAAGUGAACAAGAGCCCAAGCUUCAUGUUUAUGAAAAAAACAGAGGAAAGUCGGAAGUGAAUUUUGAUUCUACAGCAAUUGCCAAAGAUCCAAGUUUGAAAGACAACAUGAAGGCAGAGAGAGAGAGCAAAGGAAGGGAUACUUACAACCUAAAAGCUUCUUUAGAACCGGAGAAGACUGAACUGCCACCUGAGGUGGCCAACAAUAAGUCUUGGAAGAAGCCCGAGGUCCAGCUACAAGAAGCUGGUGAGGUUUCCCAGAACCAAGUGCAGCGAGAGAAAUACAAAAGAGUGAGUGACAGAAUAUCGUUUUGGGAAGGUGAGAAAACUGCUGCUAAGAUAACUCAUAAAGAACCCACAUCUUCAUUCAGUCAGGAACGACCUUCUGCUAAUGCAUAUCCGCCUGUGAAGUCCACCAAUAGUUUAUCUACAGGCCAUAGUAAAUAUAAUAAUCAAGUCACUGCCAAACCAGUGGUCCUAGAUAAGGAUGGCCAAGCAGCCCAUCUCUCUGGUUUUUAUUCCUCAAAUAAAGAGACCAGGCCCCAAGUAUUAGGUCCAUCCAAAAAUUAUCCUUCAGCUGACCAACCAGGUCAAGUGUCUCUGUUUCAGAAUAAGACAACUGAGCCUGUGAAAAGAUUACCAGUGCCAGACCAUUUGCAUUCUGGAAAGGACAUUACUUUACCGCCACUGCCACAUCCUUCAGAUGUUGGGAGUGAAAUACAUACCUCUUUGGAGAAAGACAGAUCUCAAAUCGAUGAAUCGAAUCCCAACUUUAAAGUUAUGUCCCUAAGAGAAAGAAUGGAUGAACCCAGUGCAGAACAGGUCUAUAAUCACUCUCAAUUUGAGAAUCUGAGGAAGUUUUGGGACUUAGGAGCCCAGUCAAACAGUCAAGAUACUGUGGAGGAGAAUACUACCACCAGCAGCCAAAAAAAAUCUGUGCCUUUUAAUAGCCAGAAACACAAAGAAUUCAGUGACAUUAAGUCAUCAGGAAAAAAUACCCACGAAAGAGAGAAAACAGUUCCGGCAAGAGAGGAAACAGAGAAAUUAAAUUCACAGAGCACACUCCAGGUGUUACCAGAUGAAACCACAUUUCCAUUGAGACCACCCAGAAAGUCCACUCAUCAGUUGCCAGGAAAUGAAUCACCAAAGGAAAACAUGGGAAAAAAUACGGAACCGUUUGUUACUCCAGAGUUCAAGGAAGAAAAGGAUUACUCUGACCGAAAGAUGCAAGAGAUUCAGGAAUCCGUAGUGAAAACAAGUGUUUCGUCCCAGGACUACAAAGACACUUUUAACGACAGCUUGCAGAAGCUGCUUUCAGAAGCUUCGUCCCCAGGCAUCCAGGCUUCUGGUGGAAAAGUUCAUGAAAAACAAGUGCUUGAACCAGGGGUUUCUGAAAAGAGGAUAUGGCCUCCAAAGACAGAUUCUGCUGCUACUGAGGAAGAAGCCGAAGGACCUAAGGAGGUCAUUCAUGAACUUAUAGACAAAACAGUAGCUCCUCCCAGGGUCAAACGGAACGCUUUGACUGCGAGUCUAGACAAACUCCUGAAGGAAACACCUGGAACUCCACCCUCGCCCUUGCACACCAAGUGUGAGCUCGUCACUACUAGGAUCAGCGCUGAGUCUGAAGAGCGUAGAGAGGUUGCAAAGGGGAUAGAAGGGAAUCUGAAUACACCAGUCUAUCAGAGAGAGAAAAUAGCUCCUUUGCCAGAGGGGGGAGAAACUUGGGGAAAGACGGCUCCCUCCCAGAAAGCUCGGAGUGGUGAGUGCCCGCUGAAGGUGGCGAGCUCAUUUCGCGUGGGCGCAGAGGGUUCUCGCCCACUGGAUCAGCCUCCCCAGUGUCACAGAAAGGGUUCUUGCAGGGACGUGGCCAACUCUCCCCAAGACAGGCCCUCUUUCAGGGAUGCUCAGCUUGCUCCCCAGGAUGAGGCAUUUCCUUCCCAAAGGGAAAUCUCAGAGACUGUAGAAAAGGUUGUUAUUCCACCCAAACCUGCACUGACUGACGUCAGGGCUGCAUUACAGAAGCUCUUUAGAGAAGCCUGUUUGAGUUAUCCAGCUGAGAGGGAAGUUGUUUCUGGAGUAGUAAACGCAGAAUUUCCUGAGAGCGUGCAGGUCCCAGGUAGCCCCCCAGAUUCUCUGAGAGUUAGCCCACCAUGGGCUUCAGUGGACACCACAGUUCCAGAGAGAAAGAACUUUUGUGCCUUUAGCGUAGUUCCUGAUAAAACUCAUGAAGCUGGGUCUUGGUCAGCUGCCCACAUGUCUCCAACAGAGCAGACUCUUAGCUCAUCUGCUUCCACUGCUGCUCGGUACGGCCCAGAGUUACCUCAGGAAGUGACAGAAAGUGUGAGGGAGACAGUUGUUCAGCCUAAAUCAGAGCUCCUUGAGUUCAGCGCUGGCUUAGAAAAACUACUGAAGGAAACAAUUGCAACCCCCUGUUCAAGACAUGACAGUGAUCCCAGGGCUCUUGAUUCAUCUGAGCUAAUAGGUAGUACUGAGGUGCCCAGGCAAGCUGCUCCUGCAUUCCAUCCUAAGGAAAUAAAAGAAACAAUAAAAAAGUCUGAGGCCCCAUCCAAAGCUGAGGGUGCUUUUGAUAUUGGUUUUGAGAAACUCCUUAAAGAAACAUUUAACAGUUGUCCUUAUCAGCUCCCAAUGUCAGUGAAGGAUGAAACUCCUGAGAAGGAGCUUUCCCAGUCAAGGCAGGAGAGGUGCUUGGGGAAAGUGCCCCCCUUUUCCUGGACAGCCUCAGGGGCCUCUGGAAUGAAGCUCAAGAGUCAUGCUUUCCGGUCCCACGUCAACCAAGGUGGUGAAGAGUUGGGAAGAGACAAAGCUGUGGCUGAUGGAUCCAUAGAUCUCUGUGGUUCUGAAAGUGGGAUUGAGAUCCCUGGCACCUCACAACUGUCUGUGGACCAUGCAACAGGGACCACUGAAAUGAUAAACCCCCCAGAGGACAGGGAUAGUGAGAGGGAGGUGGCAGUGGUUCAAGAAGGGGCUUCUCAGGAGCCAGGUUUCAAAGAGGCUCCUGAAGCAAUUAGUUUGCCCAGAAGUGAGCAACCCUUCUUUCCUCUCCUGACGACCGCAGAAAACUCUAUGAAAAUAAGUAAAGUUGAAUUGAUUCUGGCAUCACUGUAUAAGAGAGCAGGGAAACAUGAAGAAAAAGAAGGCGUCUCUGACUCUGAUUUUGCAGAUGGAAACAUCAGUUCUAAUGCAGAAAGCUGGAGAAAUACCUCCAGUUCAGAAGAAGAACCCAGUCCUGUUUUGAAAACUUUGGAAAGGAGUGCUGCUAGGAAAAUGCCUUCCAAAAGUCUAGAAGAUAUUUCAUCAGAUUCAUCAAAUCAAGCAAAAGUAGAUAAUCUGCCAGAAGAAUUAGUACGUAGUGCUGAAGAUGAUCAAAAAGCAGAUCAGGAGCCAGAUACAAAUGAAUGCAUUCCAGGAAUUUCCACAGUGCCUUCACAGCCUGAUAAUCAGUUUUCCCACCCUGACAAACUCAAAAGGAUGAGCAAGUCUGUUCCAGCCUUUCUACAAGAUGAGAGUGAUGACAGAGAAACAGAUACAGCAUCAGAAGGCAGUUACCAGCUCAGCAGACACAAGAAGAGCCCAAGCUCUCUAACCAAUCUUAGCAGCUCCUCUGGCAUGACGUCCUUGUCCUCUGUAAGCGGCAGUGUGAUGAGUGUUUAUAGCGGAGACUUCGGCAAUCUGGAAGUGAGAGGAAGUAUUCAGUUUGCAAUCGACUAUGUGGACUCACUGAAGGAGUUGCAUGUCUUUGUGGCCCAGUGUAAAGACUUAGCAGCAGCGGAUGUUAAGAAGCAGCGUUCGGACCCAUAUGUAAAGACUUACCUGUUACCAGACAAGGGCAAAAUGGGCAAGAAGAAAACGCUUGUCGUGAAGAAAACGUUGAAUCCUGUGUAUAACGAGAUACUACGGUAUAAAAUUGAAAAGCAGAUCUUAAAGACGCAGAAGCUGAACCUCUCCGUUUGGCAUCGAGAUACAUUUAAGCGCAAUAGUUUUCUAGGGGAAGUGGAACUUGAUUUAGAAACUUGGGACUGGGACAACAAACAGAAUAAACAAUUGAAGUGGUACCCUCUAAAGAGGAAGACGGCUCCAGUUGCCCUUGAAGCAGAAAACAGAGGUGAAAUGAAGUUAGCUCUCCAGUAUGUCCCAGAGCCAAUGCCUGGUAAAAAGCUUCCUACGACUGGAGAAGUGCACAUCUGGGUAAAGGAAUGCCUCGAUCUACCACUGCUGAGGGGCAGCCAUCUAAAUUCCUUUGUUAAAUGUACCAUCCUUCCAGAUACGAGUAGGAAAAGUCGCCAGAAGACAAGAGCUGUAGGGAAAACCACCAACCCUGUCUUCAACCACACCAUGGUGUACGAUGGGUUCAGGCCCGAAGAUCUGACAGAAGCCUGUGUAGAGCUUACUGUCUGGGACCAUUACAAGCUAACCAACCAGUUUUUGGGAGGUCUUCGGAUUGGCUUUGGAACAGGUAAAAGCUAUGGUACUGAAGUGGAUUGGAUGGACUCUACUUCAGAGGAAGUUGCUCUCUGGGAAAAAAAUGGUAAAUUCCCCGAAUACUUGGAUUGAAGCAACCCUGCCUCUCAGAAUGCUGUUGAUUGCCAAGAUUUCCAAGUGAACCCAAAGUCUGCUGGCUCCUCCAGUGAAAACUACUGAGCAGGUGGAAUCUGAUCUUGAAAAUCUGACUGUGUAGACGGAGAUCCUCACCCUCUAUUGCCACUAAAAUGCCACAUAUGUCAAAGUCAACCUGCGUGUACUUCUUGGUUACAAGGCCCAAGAGACUGAAAUAGUAACAGAAUGUGUAACUUAUAUUUGCAGCUCCAACAUUAAAGAAGAUGUUUCAGAAAGCUAUUUAAAUCAAACUGUUGCUGCUGCUUCAAAGAAAAAGCUGCCAAAAAAAAUUAAAUGGGGUGAAAAAUUAAGUUGCCUUUUUGCCAUCAUGGGUUUCACACCACAGUCUUGUGGUGUAGGUAGGAGGACCUGUCCCUUGAUCCUUGAAAACCCUUCCAGGAACUGAAAAAAUGUUGGUUGUGGAAAAGAAUGACAGAAAGAUACUCCUAUGAGGGGAAAAAAAGGCAGAAUAUCACUGUUGAUAAAGAAGUUGACCAUGAGGAAAUUAUUCUGUAAUCUCUAUUGAAAUAUGGAAUUCCAGGAACUCUCUUGUGGCACAGUGGGUUAAGGAUCCGGUGUUGUUGAUGCAGCAGCUUGGGUUUGAACCCUGGCCCGGGAACUUCCACAUGCCAUGGGCGUGGCCAAAAAAAAAAAAAGAAAAAGAAAAAGAAAUAUGGAAUUCCAUGCUGGGGGAGUAAGACUUAAUUCUACUGCAUGUGUUUCUGCCUUGAGAAACGUUCCCUUUUCCCAGUGUUAAAAUCUCAAAUGUGCUUUGGUGCCACCCACAUGGCCAUAGGUGGAAUUCAGUUUUGAGCUUAAUUAGUCCUAAGUCUCAAGCCUGUAUUUUGUUAUAGAGCACGCCCAAUAUGUUAAAAAACAAAAACGAAACCCUCACAUAUAUGAUUCUGUUUUCCUUAUAUCUCUACUACAUUGAAAGCAGCAUGAGCAUGGUCACAGACAUGCCCUGCAACAAAGUUUUAAUUUGAAUGUAAAUUGUUAAAUUAUAUUGUACUUCUUAUGUAUGUAUAAUAUAUUUCAUAAAAUAUUUUGUAAAACCCUUAGCAUAAAUUAUUAUAUGAUUAA
Molecule: messenger RNA, 8353 nt
Organism: Phacochoerus africanus (Common warthog)
Lineage: Eukaryota; Metazoa; Chordata; Mammalia; Artiodactyla; Suidae
Gene: SYTL2
Product: synaptotagmin like 2
Exons: 21
Coding region: 608-7228 (2206 amino acids)
Biological process (GO): exocytosis; intracellular protein transport
Cellular component (GO): plasma membrane; exocytic vesicle
Molecular function (GO): neurexin family protein binding; small GTPase binding
Source: RefSeq, a predicted model, not a curated record